AUAAAUAAAAAUAAGCAAGUACGACUAUAUAUCUAAUAUCCUCGUACAUUUCUCCCCAAAACAAUCAGAAAUGGCGGUCAAAAACACAUUCCGAUUGUCCCUAAAGCAGUUUCAAUUGCUUCUUCUUCUCUUAUUACUGUGGCCCUUCUCUGCAACUCCAUUGACCUUCAAUUUCCCCAGCUUUCCCCUUAAUGUUACCGCCAAUAUAUCUAUGGAGGGAGAUGCUUUGCCCGAUGGGUCCCUCCGCCUCACCAAAAGUGCCGUCGACGUUCAAAAGAACCAAAGCGUCGGCCGAGCCACCUAUCACCAACCCUUCCUCCUCCGCCAAAACUCCACCGGAAAACUCGCUGAUUUUACAUCAAGUUUCACGUUCGCCAUUAACUCCGGCGGCAGCCCCAAAUUCGGUGAUGGGCUGGCCUUCUUCUUAGCGCCGGCGGGGUCCUUACUGAACCCCACAUUAGGAGCAGGUAGAAGUCUUGGCCUCCCUGUCAACACUACGCUGGAAAACUAUACCAUGUGGACUACUGAAUACCCGUUUGUGGCGGUCGAGUUUGAUAUCUUCCCCAAUAUUGUCGUUGAUUUGGGUGUAAAUUACACUCAUGCGGGCAUCGACAUCAACUCCGUCAGGUCUAAAGUUACAGAACCAUGGAAUGGUGGUAUUAUGGCAGGAGAUGAAAAUAAUGCCACAAUUAGUUACAACUCCACCUCGAAAAAUCUCGGUGUUGCCUUCACUACAUUUGAAAACGGAGUCCAGGUGAUCAAAAAUUUCUCUCUCUCAGCUGAUCUGCUCCAAUACUUGCCCGAUACGGUCAUCGUUGGGUUCUCGGCCGCAACAGGUAGUUGGACUGCUCUGCAUAAGAUCAAUUCUUGGAGCUUUGAUUCAACUUCAUUGGUAGAUGAAAACAGCACAUCAAUUCCUCCUGACCCAACGGUCAAACCCAACUCAGGAAAUGCCAAUGUUGGGCUAGUAGUUGGGUUAGUUGUUGGGGGAGGUGUUAUCUUGGCUGGUGUGUUGGGUUUGCUUUGGUUCAUCUUCUGCAGGAAGAGGAAGGAAACAGCUGGGGAAAGUAGUGAUGAUGACACUAGGAUACUUCAUGAUUUGAUCCCUGAAGAAUUCGAAAAGGGGACAGGCCCUAGGAAGUUUUCGUACAAUGAAUUGGCCCUUGCAACUAGUAAUUUUGAACAGCGAGAAAAGCUUGGGGAGGGAGGGUUUGGUGGAGUUUACAAGGGCUUCAUCAAAGAUAUGAACACGUACGUAGCUGUUAAGAAGAUAUCAAGGGGGUCUAAACAAGGGCUGAAGGAGUAUGCAGCAGAAGUGAGUAUCAUUAGUCGGCUGAGGCAUCGGAAUCUGGUGCAACUCAUCGGUUGGUGCCACGAAAAGAAACUCCUACUUGUCUACGAAUUCAUGCCCAACGGUAGCUUGGAUUCUCAUUUGUUGAAAGAAAAAAGUUUGUUAACUUGGGAUGUAAGAUACAAAAUUGCACAUGGAUUGGCCUCGGGAUUGCUCUAUCUACACCAAGGAUGGGAGCAAUGUGUGCUGCACAGGGAUAUCAAAUCCAGCAAUGUUAUGUUGGAUUCCAAUUUUAACGCGAAACUUGGAGAUUUUGGGUUAGCCAAACUUGUAGACCAUGGAAAACUAUCAAAAACAACAAUUGUGGCCGGAACCAUGGGCUACAUGGCUACGGAAUAUGUUACAACGGGAAAGGCUAGCCAAGAAACAGAUGUCUAUAGUUUCGGAGUUGUUGCUUUGGAAAUAGCUUGUGGGAGAAAACCAAUUGAUCACAGGUAUGAAGAAAAGCAAAGCAAUAUGGUCGAGUGGGUUUGGGAACUCUAUGGAGAAGGGAAAAUCAUUGAAGCAGCCGACCCGAGAUUGUGCGGGGAAUUUGAUGAGAAGCAAAUGGAGUGCUUAAUGAUGGUUGGGUUAUGGUGUGCUCAUCCGGAUUACAACUGUAGGCCUUUGAUACAACAAGCAAUCCAAGUGCUUAACUUCGAAAUUCCAUUGCCCAAUCUCCCAUUGACAAUGCCGGUGGCCUUUGCUCUUCCAUCAUCACUGUCGAAGUCGUAUAGUGGUGACUCUAUUGAGGUCGAAGUGAGUCUUCAGGAUACUACCAUUAACUCCUCACAGUUCACCUCAUCUUCUAUCACAGAUUCCAAUCCAUCAGGAUAGUAAGCGGAUUUAGUAUUGAGCUUAUCUAG
Rosa rugosa (rugosa rose) is the source of this 2196-nucleotide messenger RNA. RefSeq names its product L-type lectin-domain containing receptor kinase IX.1-like. The record is from RefSeq and is a predicted model, not a curated record. Gene Ontology annotation, cellular component: plasma membrane. Gene Ontology annotation, biological process: protein phosphorylation. Gene Ontology annotation, molecular function: ATP binding; protein kinase activity; carbohydrate binding. NCBI's taxonomy places the organism in Eukaryota, Viridiplantae, Streptophyta, Magnoliopsida, Rosales, Rosaceae. The coding region runs from base 71 to 2167 and encodes 698 amino acids. The transcript has a single exon.